CUUUACCACACAGUCACACAGUCUGCGAACCAUGCACUAAACCACAACCUCGGAAUAAACAACAACAGAGAGAUGACUGUACGUUGAUACAUUGGCGACGGACGUCAGCAAUCGUGCGUAAAAGUGAAAUUGCCACAGAAGAUGAAUGUCCACUUUUAGCAGCAUCUCUUCUCACCGUUGGAGUCAGUGAAACGAUUGGAAAACUCUUGACUCUGCGCCGGCACUUGCGCAUGAAUCAAGGUUUGCUUGGAGCACUGAUGUGUUUCUCCCUCUCUCUUAUACAGACCAGGGUGGUUUGAAGCAAGCACACUGCUACUGGGUUGGAAAGAUCACAGUCAAGCACCAUUGUUUUGGUCAGUGUGUGAAGCGGGAACAAAAUGGUUAACAUACUUAUAAAACUCAGAAGACAGAUGGUCAUAACAACACUGUCGCUGCUGAUUCUCUGUCUCUUGUUAGUGGUCAGGGUGAAGUACUUGUCCGUCACUGAGCUUCCAUCUCCCCCACCAGUUGUGGUAGAGGAUGUUUCAGUUCAGACAGUUCACAAGUACAACAUCAGCUGCUCAGCCAUAUAUGACAUGGACCCGAUCGAGGUGUCCAAAUCAUUGGUCAUUCGCAGGCACCACAUUGUGGAGGAUACAGAUGAAAGUCUUCGUAACCUCACCUCAGACUGCCCGUUAUUCAUCAAGUCCAGAGGCUACGACAAAGUGUGCGUCACAGAGGAGGAGAGAGAAUUCCCCCUUGCAUAUUCUCUGGUUGUGCAUAAAUCUGCGUGGAUGGUAGAGAGACUCAUCAGAACCCUGUACACGCCGUAUAACAUCUUCUGCAUUCACUAUGACCAGAAGUCUUCAUCUCAGUUUAUUGCAGCCAUGAAGAGUCUGGUGGGCUGUUUUCCCAACGUCUUCAUCGCCUCUCAGCUAGAGUCUGUCUACUAUGCAAGUUUCAGUCGAUUAAAAGCUGACCUCAACUGUCUGUCUGACCUUUUGACAUCAGAAGUCAAGUGGAAGUAUGUCAUCAACCUCUGCGGCCAAGAUUUCCCCCUCAGGUCCAACAUUGAGCUUGUGGCCGAACUCAAAAAGUUAAAUGGUGCCAACAUGCUGGAGUCAAGUUGGCCCACUGAGUAUAAGUCAUGGAGGUUCACCUUUCACCACGAGCUGAUGAGUGCCAACUAUGAAUAUGAAAAAAUUCCAGUAAGAACAGACGUGAAAAAGGCCCUGCCACCUCACGAUAUCCAGAUGUUCACUGGCAAUGCCUAUUUUGUCGCGUCCCGGGCCUUAAUCGUGUACUUGAACUCCUCAGAUGUGGUGAAGGAUUUUUUAGCCUGGUCAGAGGACACCUUCUCCCCAGAUGAACAUUUUUGGGCCACAGUCGUGCGACUGCCAGGUGUUCCCGGGGAGGUGCCAAGAUCUGAGCCUGAUAUCACCGACCUGAUGAGUAUGACCAGGCUGGUGAAGUGGCAGUACCUGGAGGAAGACCUCUACCCAACCUGCUCGGGGGCACACAAUCGUGCCAUUUGCAUUUUUGGUGCUGCAGAACUGCGGUGGUUGCUCCAUUAUGGCCACUGGUUUGCCAACAAGUUUGAUACCAAUGUGGACCCAAUUAUUAUUCAGUGCCUUGAGGAGAAGCUGGAGGAAAAAAGUAAGUUAUUCCGGUCACUGGCAUCCCCAUCUUGCCGUGAGAGUUAACCACACCCUCAGCAGGGAUUUCAUCUUCAACAAUUUUAGUAAACCCUUAAAAAUGUUUAUUAAUUUCAACAUGAUAUUUGGUCAUAUUCAGGGAAUUUCCAUUGUUUUCUUAUAUAUAAUAUAGUAUAAUUUAAUGUAAUAUAAUAAUUUGUAGUUUUUGUUUGAUGUGUCCAGUCCAUAGUCUCAAUAUAACGAUAUAAAAAUGGAUUUAGUCUUCUGUGACUGGUGCUAUGUCAGGUUUUGAAGCAUCAACUGCAGCCAGGCACCUGUCGGUCAAAAUCCCACAGCUUCACCCCGAUCACAUACCCUGGUGUAUACAGUAGAGCAGUAUCUCUGAUUUUGUACCACCAGGGGAAGCUCAGCGGUACAUGUACCGCAGUUUGAGAACCAAGGAUUCUAGAGGAAUGUUCAUUUUUACGUUCUGUGGUCCAGUCCUCCUGACUGUGAGGUGGAAUGGAGGGUUUUUAUAAUAAGAAAAACGUGUCUUAUUUAUGGGUGAAAUGAGAAAAUGUGUGUCACAGUGACUGAUUUUCUGAUUGUAGUUUAUACUGACUUGUAAAUGAUGUAAUAAAAAGUUAAAUUAAAAGGAUACCCACA
Solea solea (common sole) is the source of this 2279-nucleotide messenger RNA. RefSeq names its product beta-1,3-galactosyl-O-glycosyl-glycoprotein beta-1,6-N-acetylglucosaminyltransferase 4-like. Gene Ontology annotation, molecular function: acetylglucosaminyltransferase activity. The transcript has 4 exons. Bases 378 to 1682 code for a protein of 434 amino acids. The record is from RefSeq and is a predicted model, not a curated record. NCBI's taxonomy places the organism in Eukaryota, Metazoa, Chordata, Actinopteri, Pleuronectiformes, Soleidae. Gene Ontology annotation, cellular component: membrane.